AACCUCUGCGAUUCCUUUCUUUCGGGUGUCAUGGCGGCAGAUCAGGAGACGUUUCAACAAAUUUUGUCAUCACUUUUAAGCACUGACAACGAUGUCCGGACUGCGGCUGAGAAAACCUACGGCGAGAUGCCCAUCGAAGUCCGGGCCGUCUUCCUCCUUCAGACUCUUCAGAAUUCCGGCCUGUCCGAAGACAUGCGGCAGGUGUCUGCAGUCCUACUCCGCAGGAUCUUAACCAGCGACUUCACCAACUUGUUCGCAAAGCUUCAACCGACGAACCAAAAUGAAUUAAAAAGCUGCCUGCUCCACCUGCUUCAGACAGAGUUGUCACUCAGCCUCAGGCAAAAGGUCUGUGAACUGGUCGCAGAACUCGCCAGGAAUUUGAUCGACGAAGAUGGAAACAACUUGUGGCCCGAAUUUUUACAAUUCCUCUUCCAAUGCGCCAAUUCGGACAACACCGUUUUGAAAGAAUCAGCGUUGAGGAUUUUUGCCACUAUCCCUGGAAUAUUCGGCAAUCAACAGGUUGUCCAUCUUGAUUUGAUCAAACAGAUGCUUCAGCAGUCUCUACAUUCUACUUACGAUGUCCGAUUCCAUGCAGUAAGGGCAGUUUCAGCUUUUAUUAUGCUUUAUGACAAGGAUGAUCCUAUACACAAAUUUUUCAAAGAUUUGCUUCCGCCAAUUUUUCAAGUUAUAGCCGAGAGUGUUGAAAAAAAUGAGGAUGAUACUCUUCUCAAAUGUCUUAUUGAAUUGGCCGAGAGUGCACCAAAAUUUUUGAGGCCCCAGUUAACCAACAUCAUGCAACUUGCCCUCAAGAUUUUGUCAAAUGACGAUAUGGAAAAUUCUUGGAAACAUCUAGUAUUAGAAACAGUUGUCACCCUUUCUGAGGUAGCACCGGCUAUGAUGAGGAAAGAUGCUGCACCCUUCAUACCGCUGUUAAUCCCACAGAUUCUCAAAUUAAUGGCAGAUCUUGAAGACAGCUCCGAUUGGAGUUAUUCCGACGAAAUAUUAGAAGAUGAUAAUGACAGCAAUUGCAUUGUGGCUGAAUCGACUUUAGACAGAUUGGCUUGUGGGUUAGGAGGGAAAACUAUCUUACCGCAAGUCAUAUCAAAUAUCCCACCCAUGCUAGCAAACCCAGACUGGAAAUACCGGCAAGGUGCCCUUAUGGCCAUCUCAGCAAUCGCCGAGGGUUGCUCGAAACAGAUGGAACCCAUGUUGCCUCAAAUACUUGAUGGAAUUCUAAACUUCCUCUACGACUCGCAUCAUCGAGUCAGGUAUGCUGCUUGUAAUGCCAUUGGACAAAUGUCUUCAGAUUUCGCACCGACCUUUCAAAAGAAAUUUCACGACAAAGUAAUUCCAGGAUUGUUAAUGGUCUUGAACGAUGAGAAAAACCCUAGGGUCCAAGCACAUGGAGCUGCUGCUCUUAUCAACUUCAGUGAAGAUUGUCCAUCACAAAUUUUGCUUCUUUAUUUAAAUCUAAUCAUGACAAAACUGGAAGUAAUUUUGAAUGAAAAAUUAGAAGAGUUAGUGCUAAGUGGGAAGAAGCUCGUGCUUGAACAAGUCGUAUCAACUAUCGCCUCAGUCGCCGACACUUCUGGUGAACACUUUGCACCUUAUUAUGACAGGUUGAUGCCUUGUUUGAAGUAUAUUAUUCAGAAUGCGAACAAGCCAGAACUCAAAUUGCUAAGAGGCAAGACAAUUGAGUGCGUCAGUUUAAUCGGAUUAGCAGUUGGAAGAGAGAAGUUUAUUGGCGAUGCUACAGAAAUCAUGGACUUGUUUCUUAAAACUUACACCGAAGGUCAAGAGUUACCCGAUGACGAUCCCCAGACAUCUUAUCUCAUCACAGCAUGGGCAAGAAUGUGUAAAAUACUUGGCAAACAGUUUGAACAGUAUCUCCCCCUGGUAAUCGGGCCAGUGAUGAGAGCAGCCUCUCUGAAACCAGAGGUAGCUGUCAUGGACAAUGAAGAUAUGGGCGAGGUGUCAAACGGCGAAGAGUGGCAGUUUAUUUCCCUGGGUGAACAGCAGAAUUUCGGAAUUCGAACUACAGGAAUCGAGGAUAAGGCUUCAGCGUGCGAUAUGCUCGUCUGCUACGCAAGAGAGUUAAAAGAAGGAUUUGCUCCGUAUGCUGAGCCCGUUUGUAAAUUGAUGGUUAGAAUGUUGAAAUUUUAUUUUCACGAUGGUGUGAGAACGGCAGCUGCACAGAGUUUACCUUAUCUCUUGGAAUGCGCAAAAGUCAAAGGUGCAAAUUUUCUCAGUGGAAUGUGGGAAUUUAUUUGUCCCGAGUUGUUAAAAUCUAUAGAAACAGAUCCGGAAACCGAAGUGAAACAUGAACACAUGUAUUCAAUGGCAAAGUGCAUCGAGACUCUUGGUAAAGGAUGCAUGACUAAAGAAUGGAUGAAAGAACUGAUGAGGGUUUUAGAUGGGAUCAUGAAGAAUCACUUUGAGAGAGCUGCUGAAAGAAUUGUCAAGCGAAAAGAUGAAGACUACGAUGAGGUUGUUGAAGAACAGUUGGAAGACGAGGACAAUGAAGACAAUUACACGUUGGGAAAGGUCGCCGAUAUAUUGCACGCUCUCUUUCUAACGUAUAGAGAAGAGUUUUAUGAAUAUUUCGACCUACUCCUCGGCCAUUUUGUCAAGAUGGUGGAAACCAACCAGCCUUGGUCCGACAGGCAAUGGGGUCUAUGUGUUUUUGAUGAUGUGAUCGAAUUCGGAGGGCCGGCCUGUGUUAAAUACCAACAGUACUUCCUUCGACCCAUCAUUGAAGGGGUCACAGACAAAAACAGUGCUGUCAGGCAAGCUGCUGCAUACGGAUGUGGAACCCUUGCGAUUAACGGAGGACCGUCUUUUGCAGGCACAUGCGCAGAAGUUCUUCCUCGACUUGCAGAAGUAAUCAGUGAUGCAGGAUCAAGAUCCGAAGAAAACAUAAGUGCGACAGAAAACGCCAUUUCAGCCGUAACAAAAAUCUUACAGCAUAACAGUAGUAAAAUCAACGUCGAUGAAAUCUUACCACAUUGGUUGUCUUGGCUUCCGGUGUGGGAAGACAGUGAUGAAGCACCUUAUGUCUAUGGAUAUUUAUGCCACCUCAUAGAAACCAACAAUGCGAUAAUCUUAGGUCAAAAUAACAGUAACAUUCCCCGCCUUGCAGACCUUAUCACAGAAGCUUUAAACCGAGAGGCCAUUUCGCUGGAACAUCCCGUAGGUCAAAGGAUGGCGAAUAUACUUGCCCAAAUAAGGGUAAGUUAGGUAGGGUAGUGGUGAAAUGUUCCAGGCCUGCUGUAAUCCAUAAACAACAACAGAGCAACAAGGAUCGGCUUAAAUCAACUUCAAAAAAGCUAAUCCGUCAAGUUAUUUUGAUUUGUAUUGUUUAUUUUCUGUGAUUUUAAAAUUAUUUUGUUAUCCAAUUUGAUGAUGUUAUCAUUUUCAGUUUUAGAAAAUGCUGAAUAUGUUAUCAUUUUUGGUUUUAGAAAAUGCUCGGUUGUAAAAAUAAAAACACAAACUUGGAGAAUGUUUUUUGAUAUCUUUUAGAUGACAUAUUUUUGUAUUGAAGUUUACAACCUUUUAAUAAAUGGUAAAACAGUCGACAAUUUAGAAAA
Messenger RNA from Cimex lectularius (bed bug), 3587 nucleotides. RefSeq names its product importin-5 (gene Karybeta3). The record is from RefSeq and is a predicted model, not a curated record. The coding region runs from base 31 to 3237 and encodes 1068 amino acids. Gene Ontology annotation, cellular component: nucleus; cytoplasm. NCBI's taxonomy places the organism in Eukaryota, Metazoa, Arthropoda, Insecta, Hemiptera, Cimicidae. Gene Ontology annotation, biological process: protein import into nucleus. Gene Ontology annotation, molecular function: nuclear import signal receptor activity; small GTPase binding. The transcript has 22 exons.